ACCUGUUAUUAGAGAACACUCAAUUACUCUUAAUUAUUUCAAGAAACUGAAGCUAAUUUCUUCUUUUCAAGUAGAAAAUUAGUGCUAAAAUUAGUGUUAUGGCUUUGAUUUCCAAAUUCUUUCAUGGCUUCAUCAUUGCUGCCUGUUUUAUACAAUUUGGGUACUGUCAUGUCAGCUAUGAAAGAUCAGUCCGAAGAGCUCUCUUUGUAUUUGGUGAUUCCCUCUUUGAUCCUGGAAAUAAUAAUUAUAUUAAUACCACUACUCAAUUCCAAGCCAAUUGGUGGCCUUAUGGUGAAUCAUUCUUCAAACCUCCUACUGGCAGAUUUUGUGAUGGUCGUAUCAUUCCUGAUUUCAUUGCCGAAUAUGCAGAGUUGCCACUCAUUCCAUCGUAUUUUGAGAUUGGCAAGGAUGGAUUUAUCCAUGGAGUGAAUUUCGCAUCAGGAGGAGCUGGCUGCUUAGAAGAAACUUUUCGUGGCUUUGGAUUUGAACGCGAUGUAGGAGGUGGAGGACAUGUGUGGCCGUUACUGAAUUCAGGAGAAAAGGGAGACGGAGAGACUGGCAAAGAAGAGAACAUGAACAAAAAAGAGAUAGAAGAAAGGGUUAUAGACCUUAAAACACAAUUGAAAUACUUCAAAAAAGUGGCUAAAGAUUUGAAGAAGAAGUUUGGAGCAAAAAAGUCCAAACAACUCCUCUCCAAUGCUGUAUACAUAUUUAGCGCUGGAAAUAAUGAUUACUUUGAAUUUCCCACGGCAUAUUCUAAGGAAGAAUAUGUAAAGAUGGUAGUGGGCAAUUUGACAUCUGUUCUGAAGGGAAUAUACAAGAAAGGAGGGAGAAAAUUUGCCAUUCUUAGUUUGGCUCCUUUGGGUUGUACACCAGGUUCUAGGGCUCUUAAUUUCCAACAAGGAAAUAAAAGUGGUAAUUGCCUAGAAGAAUUGACAAACCUUGCAAAAAUACACAAUUCAGCUUUGCCUAAAAUGCUAAAGCAAUUAGAGGAGAAAUUACCUGGAUUUAAGUAUUCCUUGUUUGAUUUCUUCAAAGUUGCUAUUGAAAGGAUUGACAACCCUUCAAAAUAUGGUUUUAAAACAUCUAAAAGUGCUUGUUGUGGGACGGGUCCAUUCAGAGGAAUUUAUAGUUGUGGAGGGAAGAGACAAGUAAAAGAGUACAAGUUGUGCAAAAAUGUGAAGGAUUAUAUAUUUUUUGACUCUGGUCAUCUUACAGAAGUGGCAUACAAACAAGUUGCUGAAUUACUAUGGAAUGGAACUAAGGAUGUUGUUAACCCUUACAACUUAAAGUCAUUUUUCGACCUACCAGCAUAGCCUAUAAUUGGUGGCAUUAUUAUUGAAUAAACUACUCCAAAUCUCAUGAGUCCUUCACACUUGAGAAAACUUGUCAUUUUGAUGUAUUUCGAAUUGGAGAUUAAUUGUUUGGAUGCUAAUAGUUAAUAAAUUCCCUUUGAUUAGAUGAGUU
This is a messenger RNA of Nicotiana attenuata, 1467 nucleotides long. Its product is annotated as GDSL esterase/lipase 1-like. The coding region runs from base 99 to 1316 and encodes 405 amino acids. Gene Ontology annotation, molecular function: hydrolase activity, acting on ester bonds. The record is from RefSeq and is a predicted model, not a curated record. NCBI's taxonomy places the organism in Eukaryota, Viridiplantae, Streptophyta, Magnoliopsida, Solanales, Solanaceae. The transcript is spliced from 6 exons.